Rhinichthys klamathensis goyatoka is the source of this 903-nucleotide messenger RNA. RefSeq names its product oocyte zinc finger protein XlCOF15-like. Gene Ontology annotation, biological process: regulation of transcription by RNA polymerase II. Lineage: Eukaryota; Metazoa; Chordata; Actinopteri; Cypriniformes; Leuciscidae. The coding region runs from base 3 to 650 and encodes 215 amino acids. The record is from RefSeq and is a predicted model, not a curated record. The transcript has a single exon. Gene Ontology annotation, cellular component: PcG protein complex; transcription regulator complex. Gene Ontology annotation, molecular function: RNA polymerase II cis-regulatory region sequence-specific DNA binding; DNA-binding transcription factor activity, RNA polymerase II-specific.
UGAUGGAAGUGAAUGAAGACAAACAGCAUCAGUUUCAGAAACCUCAUUAUUUCACAAAUGAAGAUGGAAAUGCAGUCGUUUCAAAGACUGAAGAGAAUUUCAGACAGAAACAAGCUGGAAAAUCUGGAGUCAAAGGAUCUUUAACCUGUUCUGAGUGUGGAAUGAGUUUUGUAUAUAAAUCAAAGCUGAACAAACACAUGAUGAUUCACACUGGAGAAAAGCCUUUUACCUGCACUCAGUGUGGAAUGAGUUUCAGUUACAAAAGCUAUCUCAAUGAUCAUCUGCGCCGUCACUCUGGAUUGAGAUCAUUCAGCUGUGAUCAGUGUGAUAAAACAUAUGUUUAUGAAUCGGGCUUAAGAGCACACAUUAAAGUUCAUACUGGUCUGAAGCCUCACUUUUGUUCUGUAUGUGGGAAGAGUUUUUCACAUCUUGGAUCUUUAAAACGACAUGAGAGUAUUCAUACUGGUGUGAGACCUUAUGUGUGCUCUGACUGUGGGAAGACCUUCACUUCAUCCAACAACUUAAAAUCACACCAGAGAGUUCACACUGGAGAGAAACCGCACCAGUGCUCUUCAUGUGGGAAGAGUUUCAGCCAUUCAUUUACUCUACAGAAACAUAAGAAAAAGCAUUGCCCGAAGGUGUCUAAGUGAGCAAAGUUCACUUCCAUAACUUGAAAAUAAGAAAAAGAUGGAAUUACAUUUAAUACAGUAAUUUGUUCUAAAAUUAGUAUUGAAGUUUGAUUGUUUGAUAAGGGGAACCGGUUAAAAUGGUUGUGAACUGCAUUGUAAGUGUUGCAUGUGUUGUUCUUCCGACACCCGUAUUGAUCCUCUGUUGUGUUGCACAUGCGCAGUAAACACUGAGUGUUACUGUAUACAAGAUGAACUGAACAGUAAAGCAACAAUG